AUGACGGUGUCCGGUGACGUAUUCAGCGAGAUGCCAACGAUUCCGGAGUUCUACAAGGGGAAGACUGUUCUGAUUACCGGCGGUACAGGUUUCGUGGGAAAACUAUUAGUAGAGAAACUGCUUUACUCGUGUCCAGAUGUAAAGCGAAUUUAUCUCGUUAUAAGACACAAAAAAGAAGUUUGUCCAGAGAAGAGAUUAGCAGAAAUUUACAAAAAUUCGUGUUUCGAGCGACUACGGCGGGAACGAAGUGGCCUGUUUCAGAGCAAAGUGAAAGCGGUAUCCGGUAACCUGUUGGAUCCUAACUUAGGUUUAUCGGAGGAAGAUCGUGUGCUGGUCACAACAACAACAGACAUACUGAUACACAGCGCUGCUAGUGUCAGAUUUGACGACUCACUUAAAUAUGCGUUUGAUGUGAACGUAGUGGCAACGUUACAACUGCUAGAAUUAGCAAAGAAAAUGUCCAACUUGAAGUGCUACGUUCACAUAUCGACCUCGUUCUGCAACAUAAAGCUUGGUGCAGCCAUAGAGGAGAAGAUUUACCCGCCGCGGGCUGACUGGAGGACCAUCAGAGAGAUUUGUGAUAAUGGAGACUUUCAUACUAUUAACACUUUAACUCCAAAACUACUGGGCGAGUACCCCAACACGUACGUGUUCACGAAGCACCUGGCGGAGCAGGCGGUCAGCGAGCACAGGGGCGAGCUGCCCAUCAUCAUAGUCAGGCCGUCCGUAGUGACGGGUUGUCUCGAGGAGCCUGCCCCAGGUUGGGUGGACAACUUCAAUGGUCCUAUGGGCAUAUGUGUAGCUGGAGCACAAGGCGUCCUUAGAUCAGUAUACGGAGAUCCAAAAUCUUCUCAAGAUUAUGUACCCGGUGACGUAGCCAUAAAAGGCAUUUUGAUGGCCUCGUGGCUGAGAGGAACCAAACCGUUACAGGCACACGAUGACAUACCGGUGUACCACGCCUGCGCGGGAGCUGAACACCUUAUAUCAAUGGAGUAUAUUAGAGAUGUUGGGCUCGAAGCGGCACCGAUAAUCGCAUUUGAGAACACGUUCAGACCUAUGAACGUAGUUUUUUUCAACUCGUUGCUCUUGUUUCGAUUGUAUGUGCUGAUGUCUCAUGUGUUGCCAGCUGUUGCAGCGGACGUCGUGUUUCGUGUUCUUGGCAAGAAACCCAUGUUGUUAAGACUGCAACGUAGAGUGAUCGGCGCGAAUCUCGCACUAGAAUUCUUUAUGAAGCAGUCGUUGAUUUUCAACAAUGACAAGUUCAUGGAAUUACUCACAAAACUGGAUCCACAAGAUAGAAAGCAAUUCUCCUUCACAUUAGAUGGACUAAAAUCAACUGAGUAUGUGGUGAAUGGGGGGUUGAGAGCAAGAAAAGAUCUACUACAUCAAGACGAGAAAACCUUAAAGAAAUGGAGGACCAUUUACAAAUGGGAGGUGAUAGUCGACCGCGUGAUUACGUUGACGCUGUACGCGUGCGCGCUGUGGUGGAUACUGAGGCGGGCUGUGACCAGCUAUGCCAUGUAGCAGGACCUGCGCUAGCUCUACCUGUUCAUAGUGCAUACCGACUAACCUGCACCGUAUAUUAUAUGCUGUCGAUGAAGUUCAAUUUCAGCUCAACGCCAACAUUGUCA
Aricia agestis (brown argus) is the source of this 1631-nucleotide messenger RNA. Its product is annotated as fatty acyl-CoA reductase 1-like. The transcript is spliced from 13 exons. NCBI's taxonomy places the organism in Eukaryota, Metazoa, Arthropoda, Insecta, Lepidoptera, Lycaenidae. Gene Ontology annotation, biological process: long-chain fatty-acyl-CoA metabolic process. The coding region runs from base 1 to 1524 and encodes 507 amino acids. Gene Ontology annotation, molecular function: alcohol-forming very long-chain fatty acyl-CoA reductase (NADP+) activity. The record is from RefSeq and is a predicted model, not a curated record. Gene Ontology annotation, cellular component: peroxisome.